Hypanus sabinus (Atlantic stingray) is the source of this 6109-nucleotide messenger RNA. RefSeq names its product chromodomain helicase DNA binding protein 5 (gene chd5). The coding region runs from base 329 to 6007 and encodes 1892 amino acids. The transcript is spliced from 39 exons. Gene Ontology annotation, biological process: negative regulation of transcription by RNA polymerase II; chromatin remodeling. The record is from RefSeq and is a predicted model, not a curated record. Gene Ontology annotation, cellular component: nucleus; NuRD complex; chromatin. Lineage: Eukaryota; Metazoa; Chordata; Chondrichthyes; Myliobatiformes; Dasyatidae. Gene Ontology annotation, molecular function: ATP binding; histone binding; ATP hydrolysis activity.
UUGGAUUAUUUUCAGCCGGGGGGCUGAGGAGAUUUUUUUUUGUUGGUGUGUGGCGGCCAUUUUUCCACCUCACCCUGACAAAUCUGUCAAUAUAGUCACUCCAUCCGCUUCUGUCCUUCUUAAAAUAUCCAACAAGAGCUCCCUCCUGUCUUUUAUUCAUUUAGUUGUUGUUUUUUUGAAAAGAACCUCCUUAUUUGCAUUCCCCUUCCUUUAAAUAUAUGUUUCCUUUUCAGGAUAUUUAUUAAUGUAAAUUUUCUGUGACCACCCCCUCCCAACACCUUCAUUUCUCUUCAAAAUACAAAUAUAUAUAUAUAUAACUUAACAUUCAAUGAUGCCGGCAUCUUUUGGCAAUGAGGAGGACGGGAUGGAAAACGAUGAGGGAGCCCCAGGAUUAAAUGGAAUUGUGAGUCCUGCCCCUCUCAUGGACAUGAGCUGCCUCAAAGAUGACUAUCGGGCAGAGGAAGAGGAGGAGGAGGAGGAGGAAGAGGAAAGUCGUGAACCAAUGUUCCCAGAAGAAGAACCAGCCAAAGUGAAGAAAAAAAGGAAACCAAGGAAACAGAAAGAGAACAAGACUCCAAAAAUGAAGAAGAGGAAGAAGGAGGAGCAGAAGUCCUCCACGUACUUAAUGGACGACUGGGGUUUGGAAGAUGUGGAUUAUGAGUUCACAGAGGAGGAUUACCACACCUUGACCAAUUAUAAAACCUUCAGCCAGUUCCUGAGGCCACUCAUUGCCAAGAAAAAUCCAAAAAUCCCCAUGUCAAAAAUGAUGACAGUGCUUGGUGCAAAAUGGCGGGAGUUCAGUGCCAAUAACCCUUUCAAGGGGACCUCGGUGGCUGCAGCGGAGGUGGCAGCAGCUGCGGUGGCGGCUGCGGUGGAACAGGUGAUCGUGGCUCCAUCUGUACCGAUCCAAGUGCCGCCCCCUGUACAGCCUCCGGUCCCUCUAAGGAAAGCCAAGACCAAAGAAGGAAAAGGCCCAGGGGUCCGAAAGAAAAGUAGAAGUGCUCGAGCUGCUGAAUUAAAGAAGAAAGGAAAAGGGAAGAAGAUGGUAUCCCUGAAAAUCAAAUUGGGAGGAUUUAGCGGCAAACGGAAAAAGGAAUCUUCGAGCGAUGAAGAUGACCACGGCGAAUCCGAUCUGGACAGUGCCAGCGUCCACAGCUGCUCCGUGCGAUCUGAGGGCUCAGCUGGUUUGGGCAAGAGGAGGAGGAAAGGUGGCAAGAGAAAAAAGAAGUUGGAGGAAGGUGAUGGCUACGAGACAGACCACCAGGACUACUGUGAAGUUUGCCAGCAAGGAGGGGAAAUUAUCUUGUGUGAUACCUGUCCAAGGGCCUAUCAUUUAGUCUGCUUGGACCCUGAGAUGGAGAAGGCCCCAGAAGGGAAGUGGAGUUGUCUGCACUGUGAAAAGGAAGGAAUCCAGUGGGAGGCCAAAGAGGAUGAAGAGGAUGAGGAUGAAGAGGAGGGUGUGGAUGAAGAAGAUGAUGAUCACAUGGAAUUCUGCCGCGUCUGCAAGGAUGGGGGCGAGCUGCUGUGUUGCGACUCUUGCCCUUCCUCUUAUCACAUUCACUGCCUUAACCCCCCGCUGCCCGAGAUCCCGAACGGGGAGUGGAUUUGUCCUCGGUGCCUGUGCACUCCCCUGAAAGGGAAGGUUCAGCGGAUCUUGCACUGGACGUGGGGCUCCCCCCCGCCACCACGCACUCCUUCAGGCCUGGCAGACGGAGCCACUGACGCGGAGCGCCCCAAGCCCCUGGAAGGACGGCCGGAGCGGGAGUUCUUCGUGAAGUGGGUGGGCCGAUCGUACUGGCACUGCUCCUGGGCCACAGAGCUGCAGCUGGAGCUGUACCACACGGUGAUGUUCCGGAACUUCCAAAGGAAGAACGACAUGGACGAGCCGCCACCGUUCGACUACGGCUCCGGAGAUGACGAGAAGAGCGAGAAGCGGAAGAAUAAAGAUCCGCAGAGCGUGGCGAUGGAGAAGCGGUUCUAUCGGUACGGCAUCAAACCUGAGUGGCUGAUCAUCCAGCGAAUCAUAAAUCACAGCUUUGAUAAGAAAGGUGAUUUACAUUAUCUGAUUAAAUGGAGGGAUUUGCCAUAUGAUCAGGCGACCUGGGAACAUGAAGAUUUUGACAUUCCGGAUUACGACACCAUGAAGGAGAUGUACUGGAACCACAGGCAGUUGAUUAUGGGUGAAGACAUACGACCAGUGAGGAAGCUAAACAAGAAAGGACAGAAAGCUCGGGAGUUGGUCUUUGACCCACCCCCAUGCCAGCCUGUUGUGGACCCGACCGUGAAGUUUGACAAGCAGCCGGAUUACAUUGACGCUACUGGAGGCAACUUGCACCCUUACCAGCUGGAGGGGCUGAAUUGGCUGCGCUUCUCCUGGGCACAGGGCACAGACACCAUCCUGGCCGAUGAAAUGGGACUGGGGAAAACAGUUCAGACCAUUGUGUUUCUGUACUCGCUCUUCAGAGAGGGACACUCCAAGGGACCUUUCCUGGUGAGUGCCCCGCUGUCAACGAUUAUUAAUUGGGAGCGGGAGUUCAUGAUGUGGGCACCGUCCUUCUACGUGGUAACGUACACUGGAGACAAAGACUGUCGUGCUGUAAUCCGUGAGAACGAGUUCUGCUUUGAUGAGAAUGUUUUCAAGAACGGGAAGAAGACCUUCAGGAUGAAGAGUGAAGCUCAAAUAAAGUUUCACGUCCUGCUCACAUCGUACGAGAUGAUCACCAUUGACCAGACAAUUCUCGGAUCCAUUGACUGGGCUUGCCUUGUGGUUGACGAAGCUCACAGGCUGAAAAAUAACCAGUCCAAAUAUUUCAGGGUGCUAAAUUCAUAUAAAAUCGAUUACAAGCUGCUGUUGACGGGAACACCACUGCAGAAUAACCUGGAGGAGCUUUUCCACCUGCUCAACUUCCUCACUCCUCUGCGUUUCAACAAUCUGGAGGGAUUCUUGGAAGAGUUUGCAGACAUCUCGAAAGAGGAUCAGAUCAAGAAGCUUCAUGACCUGCUGGGUCCACACAUGCUGCGGCGUCUUAAGACCGACGUCUUUAAGAACAUGCCGUCCAAGACCGAGCUGAUUGUCCGCGUGGAGCUCAGUUCCAUGCAGAAGAAGUAUUACAAGUUCAUUUUGACCAAAAACUUUGAGGCUCUGAAUUCGAAAGGCGGUGGGAACCAGGUAUCGUUACUGAACAUCAUGAUGGAUCUGAAGAAAUGCUGCAACCAUCCCUACUUGUUUCCAGUGGCUGCUGUGGAAGCCCCAGUCUUGCCGAACGGAUCGUAUGAUGGAAACUCACUGGUGAAAUCCUCUGGAAAGCUGAUCCUCCUGCAAAAGAUGUUGAGGAAGCUGCACAGCCAGGGCCACCGGGUCCUGAUCUUCUCCCAGAUGACAAAAAUGCUGGAUCUGUUGGAGGAUUUCCUGGAGUACGAUGGGUAUAAAUACGAGCGGAUAGAUGGGAGCAUCACUGGCAAUCAGCGGCAGGAGGCUAUCGACCGGUUCAAUGCCCCUGGAGCCCAGCAGUUCUGUUUCCUUCUGUCUACUCGAGCCGGCGGUCUGGGAAUUAACUUGGCCACAGCGGACACCGUUGUAAUUUACGAUUCAGACUGGAACCCCCACAACGACAUUCAGGCGUUCAGCAGGGCUCAUCGCAUUGGCCAGAACAAAAAGGUGAUGAUCUAUCGUUUCGUGACCCGGGCUUCGGUGGAAGAACGCAUCACGCAGGUGGCCAAGAAGAAGAUGAUGCUGACUCACCUGGUGGUGCGGCCAGGAUUGGGGUCCAAGUCUGGCUCGAUGUCCAAGCAGGAGCUGGAUGACAUCCUCAAGUUCGGCACAGAGGAGCUCUUCAAGGAUGAUGAAGCUGAGAAGGAAGCUGAGGAGAUGCGGAUGAUCCACUACGACGACAGUGCCAUCUCCAAGCUACUCGAUCGCAAUCAGAACGCAACGGACGAUGCCGACAUUCAGAAUAUGAACGAGUACCUCAGUUCCUUCAAAGUAGCCCAGUACGUGGUGCGGGAAGAAGACGAACAGGAGGAGGUUGAAAGGGAGAUCAUCAAACAGGAAGAGAAUGUGGACCCUGAUUAUUGGGAGAAACUUCUUAGGCAUCACUAUGAGCAGCAACAGGAGGAUCUCGCCAGGAAUCUGGGCAAAGGCAAGCGCAUUCGCAAGCAAGUCAACUACAACGAUGCCUCCCAGGAGGACCAAGAGUGGCAGGAUGACCUAUCAGACAACCAGUCCGAGUACUCCGUGGGCUCAGAGGAUGAGGAUGAAGACUUUGAAGAGAAGCUGGAAGCUGGGAGACGACAAUCACGGAGGCAACUUAAGAAUGAAAGGGACAAACCUCUCCCGCCCUUACUAGCUCGAGUUGGCGGGAAUAUUGAGGUUCUUGGAUUCAACGCUCGCCAGCGGAAAGCCUUUGUCAAUGCCAUCAUGCGCUGGGGAAUGCCACCACAGGAUGCUUUCAACUCACACUGGCUGGUGCGAGAUCUCCGGGGGAAGAGUGAGAAGGAGUUCCGAGCCUACGUCUCACUGUUUAUGAGACACUUGUGUGAACCGGGUGCAGACGGAUCCGAGACCUUUGCAGAUGGUGUGCCCCGUGAGGGGUUGUCCCGGCAACAUGUGCUCACUAGGAUAGGUGUGAUGUCGCUGGUCAGGAAGAAGGUGCAGGAGUUUGAAUACAUCAACGGGAGGUACAGCACGCCUGAGAUGGUGCCCGAGAACAUGGAGAGCAAGAAGCCCAUUGACUGCCCGUCGUCUGAUGCCAGCACCCCUGUUGCUGCCAGCCCUGCCUGCCCGCUGCCUGGGGUACCAGCUCACAGCUCCACCGAGAAGAAUGGCUGCUGUGCGGAAGUGAUGGAUGACAACGAGAGGGAAAAGGAGGAGUGUGAGAUUCCCAGCGGGGUGAAGGCAGCUACUGGCAGUGAGAAGCCUCAGGAAUUGGACUGCAAGAAGCAAGGGGGCGAGGGCGGAGCCGAGGAGAAAGGGGGGCACGAACCGCUGGAGCAGACUGCACCCCCUCGCCCCAAAGCUGAAGAGGCCAACGAGGACAAAGACGUUGCAGAAAGCCUGCAGAAUGGUGAGAUAGUGAAAGAGAUGAAGGAGGAAGAGAGCAGAAAGGAGCAGGCUGGCAAAGGAAAAUUUAUGUUCAAUAUCGCGGAUGGAGGUUUCACAGAGUUGCACACACUUUGGCAGAAUGAAGAACGAGCUGCUGUUUCUUCCGGAAAGAUCUACGACAUCUGGCACAGGAGACACGACUACUGGCUGCUAGCUGGCAUUGUUGCUCACGGCUAUGCUCGAUGGCAAGACAUCCAAAAUGAUCCCAGAUACACCAUCAUCAACGAACCUUUCAAGGCGGAGAUGAACAAGGGGAAUUUCCUGGAAAUGAAGAACAAGUUCCUGGCCAGGAGGUUCAAGCUCCUGGAGCAGGCUCUGGUGAUCGAAGAGCAGCUACGGAGAGCCGCUUACCUCAACAUGACCCAGGACCCCAACCAUCCUGCCAUGGCUCUCAACGCCCGCUUCGCCGAGGUUGAAUGUUUAGCCGAGAGCCACCAGCAUCUCUCCAAGGAGUCUCUGGCCGGUAACAAGCCCGCCAAUGCAGUUCUGCACAAAGUCCUGAACCAGUUGGAGGAGCUCCUGAGCGACAUGAAAGCCGAUGUGACGAGGCUACCCAACAUGUUGUCACGGGUCCCGCCCGUCGCGGCCCGGCUCCAGAUGUCGGAGCGAAGUAUCCUGAGUCGACUUGCCAACCGGGGCACCGAGCCCCAGCAGCAGCCCUUCCCGCAGGGUCAGUAUGGAGCGGCGCAGAUGUAUAGUAACAGCUUUGGGCCCACCUUCCGAGGGCCAGGGGCCGGAGCCCUCAUCAACUACAACCAGAUGCCACUGGGCCCCUACAUCAGCGCGACCACAAACAUUUCUGCUGUGAGCGUCCCGGAUAAAAAGCACUUGUCGGAAGGACUGAAGGAAAUGGAAGCAGGGGAAAGGAAAGAGAAAGUCAGUGAUGUGAUCUGCAUUGAAGAUUGACGGCAAGUCACCAGGAGCAGCUCCCAGCUAACAGCCAACCCAGCCAGUCACCACACUCCUGACCUUCUGUAAAUGCUCUUGGGAAACAUCAACUGUUUUCAU